GAGUAGGGGGCUGGCAAAACACAGCCAUAAUAGACACACAUACGCAUACCCCAAAAGUGCACUCAACUCCUCCUCGUCAGUUACUUACAUUUGGCUGCGACUACAGGAGGGACACAUCGCUUGCGAAUAACAACAGCUCCUUUUCAGAGAAUAUGUGGCUAUAAACAAGCACUUGGCAUUAAAGUAGCCAUCGUUAAAGGCGUCGAUAUGUUAGUGUUUAUCAUUCACUGGAGCCUUCUGUCGUGCUGAAGUUGGACAUCUUUUGAAAUGACAAAGCGCCGCAGAGGAAGCGAAAACACGACGAAGAUGCAAACACUAGUAAAAGUCGAAAGGUUGAAAUUGUAGUCGAAAUUUCCACACUAUUCAGGAUUAAUUUUUAUUCGGCGAUGAGAAAAAAAUGGAUUUUCGGUGAAGUACGCCUGCAACCUCCUCCAUCCUAAGAACCGAAAAGAAAAACCGUCUUGUUCAGUUUAACAGUGUGAUGACACACGUCUGUCCAACUGAAAAUUGCCCACGAAACACUUCAGACGAGCAUUACAAAAGUGGCCUCCGUUGUGGUACGUGCUCAAAGCUCCGGAAUGCACCGACAUCCGAGUGUGUGCGUUCUGUGUGCCGUUGAUGUGUGUGUCUAGGUCCAUUUACCUACACUGGAUAAAAGGCAGUAACGGUAAAAGAACAGCAAAGUAUUAGCUUCUGAUUAGGAGUCCUAUAACGGCGCGUUCAUGAACGAAGUCAUAUGAACCGCAAAGGGCCAGGUCUGUAUCUUACUGAAGCAAACACGUGCUUUUCGCUCCCGUCCGCGAUGCUUUUCCACGGCCUGCCCGGAGGCGACAUUCACGGCGUGAUGGAAGAAAUUGAGCGCAGAGGCAAGAGCGACUCGGCUGCUAUCAGCUCGGCAAUAGAUAUGGGCGAAAGAGAAACGAGCAUGCCGUCGAUGAGCGGUGAGCGUGUGGCUCUGUGUGCUGGCUGCGGGGGGAAAAUAUCCGACCGCUAUUACUUGCUUGCCGUAGACAAGCAGUGGCACAUGCGCUGUCUGAAGUGCUGCGAGUGCAAACUCAACCUGGAGUCCGAGCUCACCUGCUUCAGUAAGGAUGGAAGCAUCUACUGCAAGGAAGACUAUUACAGAAGGUUUUCGGUGCAGAGGUGCGCGCGCUGCCAUCUCGGGAUUUCAGCCUCGGAAAUGGUAAUGCGAGCUCGGGACUUGGUUUACCACUUAAACUGUUUCACGUGCACGACGUGCAACAAAAUGCUGACCACUGGCGACCAUUUCGGCAUGAAGGACAGUCUCGUGUACUGCCGUUUACACUUCGAGACGCUCGUGCAGGGGGAGUACGGACACUUCAAUCACACAGACGUGGCUCCAAGUAAAGCGCUGGGUACAGCGGGGGCGCUCGCGCUCUCCUACUACAAUGGAGUUGGCAGCGUACAGAAAGGACGCCCGAGGAAAAGGAAAAGCCCCGGGCCCGGAGCAGAUUUGGCCGCUUAUAACGCAGCACUAAGCUGCAAUGAAAAUGAUGGGGAUCCCAUGGACAGAGAAUCUCAGUACAGUUCUGGUCAGAAGACCAAGAGAAUGCGAACUUCCUUCAAGCACCAUCAGCUGAGAACCAUGAAGUCCUACUUUGCCAUCAACCACAAUCCUGAUGCCAAGGAUUUGAAACAGCUGGCACAGAAAACAGGUCUUACAAAGCGUGUACUUCAGGUCUGGUUCCAGAAUGCCAGGGCCAAAUUCCGACGAAAUCUUCUGCGUCAGGAGAACAGUGGAGUGGACAAGGCUUCAGAUGGGUCAACUCUAGCUGGUGGAACCCCAUCUGGUCCUGCAUCAGAAAUUUCGAAUGCCUCUAUGAGCCCGUCUAGCACUCCAACCACACUCACAGACCUCACUAACCCUACCAUGCCCACCGUCACCUCUGUACUGACCUCUGUGCCAGGCACCUUGGAUGUGCGUGAAUGCCGGAGUCCUUCUCAGACCACACUUACCAGUCUCUUCUGAUGCCUGCCACUCAGCGAUAAUCACCACUGACUCUUAUAGCUGUGUAAUUACAGAGCACAUCCUGUUUUCUGAUCUAAGUUGUGAAGGAAUCCGUUACUGGUUCACUUUACUUGGACACCACAUAACGUCAUAACACCAUUCCUAGCCCCGAUGCUUACAGGUGCUGUUUGUAAAAUGGUGUGAUAAUGCAGCUGUGAUUAGUGGCACAAAACUUUGUAACUGUACAAGUCACAGAUGUUCCAGCCUGGGCAUUGUUUUCAAUAGACCCAACAAAAUGCAAACUUAUGGUCAUGCCAGCUAGAACCAGAGACAAUUAAAAGACUGUUAAAUUACACAAAGUAGGGGGAAAGACAAAAACAAACUUGAAAUUGGUUAAAAAGUAAAAAGCUUUUGUUUGAUCUUGAGCCUCUUUCAGAGUAUUGCAUAGAGGCAAGCAUGCCUCAGUGAAAGGAUAUUGACGUUUUUGUUGUUGUUUUUGGUCUUUGAUGGAAUUGAAGAGAAAUUAUUUGAAUUUUUAUUUCCUUCUUAUAUAACUAUGUUUACAGCACAAGACUGAGGAUAAAAGUGCUCACAUCAUAUGGGAAUUGACUUCUUUCUUCAGCCUUUUAUUUAUGUAACUGCACACAGGGGUCAAUGUGAGGAAAAUGGAUUAUAAUAUGAAUAAUUUUGAGAUGAAAUUCAUAAACAGUAAAAUCCUGACUGUCACGUGCCUUAUGCUGCAUUUUAGUAACCCUAUACAAAGUCCAUUUCUCACUGCUAAAAAUGAAUUGAAUUUGAAUAUGUGUAUUUUAUCCAUUGAGAGGACAAGGGUUGGUAGCUCUGCAUAAACAUGAGCAUUAAAUGCAGGUACAUACCCUCUCUUUCCUUCUCUCCCUCUCUCCCUCCCUUUUGCUCUCUCUCUUGCCUUUUAUCUCUUUCUCUUCUAAGAGAAACUUAAAAAAAAUGAAAUAUCAUGUAAAUGAUCUUAACUCAACAUCUUACCUCACUAAGAAUCCACUGGAAAUAAUAGAACAGCAGCUAAAACCUUAAUACACACUUCAUCUUAGCAAAAAAAAAAAAAAGAAAGAAAGAAAUAAAUAAAUAAGUAAAAUAAGUGCACUGAAAAAAUACUACAGCUGGUUGACUAUAUGUACUAGUUUUGAGGGACGUUGCUCAGAACAGGGUAAUGUAAAUCAGUAAAUAUGAAAUUGUUUCAUAAACUCAAAUGAAAGAAACACUACAUAUUUUGUUGUAGAUGGAUGAUUUCUUUUUCAAUUAUUGAGACGUGACAGUGUUGGAAACGGGGUGAAUGUUUCCAUGGUGACCACGGGCGUCUUGUUGAAGAUGCUGUAUGGGUUGGACUGACUCCUGAGGUGUUUCUUUGAGCAUUCCUCACAAUAUCGCAUUUGAUGUAAAUCUUCAGUUCUGUGCAAAAUAUAUAAAUGAAUUGUAUCUGGUCAUCCUUGUUAUUGCCAUAAACUGAGAAAGAAGAGGUUUUUGUAGUGAAAAUAUGUGAGAUCUCAUCUCUCAUUACUAUUACUGUAGUUAUGAUGCCAUUAUUUAUUCCAUUGUGAUCAGUGUUUUCAGAUUAACAGGGAAUGUGUUUAUUGAAAGAUUUAUUUAUACACUAUAUGAUCAAAAGUUUGUGGACACAUGACCAUCACACCCAUAUGUCGGCCUUCCCCAAACUGUUGUCACAAAGUUGGAAGCACAUAAUUGAAUAGGAUAUCAUUGUAAGAUGUAGCAUUUCUACAGCUUGACUAUAUCUGGAAUGGGAUGCUCAAAAAGCACAUAUGGGUGUGAUGAUCAGGUGUCCACAAACUUUUGGCCAUAUAAUGUAUGCAGAGCAAAACCAUAAGGUGGGCAUGGUUACGAGAUUUACAUAAUAUUUUAUCAUAACCUUAUUUAACUCAGAUGACUGACAUUUUAACUUUUAUGUUACUAUUUCUAUUUGAUAGAAGACAUUGCCAUGGAUUUUCUCUAUAAUUCGGUUUUAAAUAUUAUGUGGUUAUUUGUUUCAUGACCUGAAAUUACAACAGUAACAGCAGUCUUAAAAGAAAUGCUAUAGAAUCAUACAGUAAUGAUGGAUACCAAUUUUCCAUAGUUUAUGUAGUUUUAUAAUUGAACUUUUAUUGCUGCAAUGUACUGUGUAUGGAAACAUAGAAAAUUCGAGAAUUCAAUUUAUUGCUUCUUAUACAAAUGAACUGACACACUGGGAUACUCUACAUGACUAUAUUUAUUGCUGUUCUUUCGGCAGCUCCUGUUAGGGGUCGCCACAGUGGCUCACCUCCCAUUGUCUGCAUAUUGAUUUGGCACAGGUUUUAGACCGGAUAUCCUUCCUGACGCAACCCUCCUCUUUUAUCUGGGCUUGGGAGUGGCACUGAGAGUGCACUAGCCUGUGCACCCCAGUGACUGGGGUUGGCACUCAAUGUGGGCCUCAAAUCCAUGAUCCUGAGAUCAAGAGUCCCAUGCUCUACCAACUGAGCUAGCCAGGCACCACGAUAUUCAUUAUUGUAUGUUCCUAAUUAAGAUCAUAAAACACAACUUAACAAAAUAAGUCAAGGCACAAAUUUGAGUGAAUUUUAGGGUUCGCAGUGAGCAUACAAUAAAGAGCACAUCAUGGAUAUGGCAACAAGGUUAUAUACCUGAUCAAAUGAAUAAUAACACCAAUAACCACCAAUGCUUACCACUUCAUUUGCCCAACAUGCCCACAGGGAAUGACAGUGAUGAACCUGUCUGAAGCUGACUGGUAGAACACAGUCACACCCCGAAAUCAAAUGCUUACAACUUUUAAACAAAUUUUAAAUAUGGCUGUUUACAAUAGGGCCACUUCUGGCUCACAAUAUUUUUCCAUUGCUAAAUCUGGUACUUAGGUGCCGAAACUGAAUUUGGCUCAGAAUAGCCAGGUAAAACAUUUUAUGGCUGCUGAGUAAACUAAGUAAAAUGUUAUUGCUGAUCUGUUUAAAUCUAGAGAUUUACUUCUACUAGUUAAUGCCUUACAAUAUGCAAGGCAGUGUGCUGGUCCCUGAACAUUACCAGGUCCUGAAAUGAGCAAUAAAUUCACAUAAGGGCAGAUUGGUUUAUCUGUCUGCUUUCUCACCACAGAGUAAUUAAAGUGAGAAAUUCUAGCUGUUUGCCCAGCCAGGGUGUGAUGGUCAUGUGUCCACAAACAAUGGGAAGCAUUUAUCUGAUCUUGUCCUUUGCAAAAUACAUUACUGUCAAUACAGUGCUUCCCAAAAAAUACAAUGUGUAAAAUUAGUUGUGACACAAAUAUUCAGCCAAUGAAAGGCAAUCAGGGCAGUUCACUCUGCAUGCUGGCAUGAAGGCGGACAGACACAUUUGCAGAUGUAUGGUUUUAUUUAAAACCAAUCAGGAAGUGCUAGACAAUACUCAAAGCGAAGACAGGCUCAUGGUCAGAAGACUGGCAUGUAGGCAUAAAUUAGAAAAGACAAAACAAUAGAACAAUUAGAUAAAAUGAUUAGAAAGACAAAUAUGACUGGCUGUGGUCAAAACAACAAGGUAGAGAACAAAGGCUUGAACUUAUAACAAUGCUGGAGCAAGACAAAGUGAGAGUCUGGAUUUUUUAUGAGAGUGAAGAGGAAUGCAAACAGGUGAGUAACCAGUAACUGUGAACAGGAACAGGUGCUUGUUACAAUGUCAAGGGUUGGGGAUUAUAGGAAUUGUAGUCUGCACCUUCAGGGGUUGCUGAUAUGGGUGUGACACGUGCAGCUUCACAACAGUACUGACACCAUAAUUAACUGACUAAGAAGACUGAGCUAUGCCAUCAGUCUAUCUGGAUCAUGUCUCUUUGUGCCACAUUUAUCUAGCAAAGCAAACACUUCAUUCAAAACAAUUUUAACUCUUCUCAACAUAGUAUUUUUGCAUCAUAACUUUACACACAAACCAUCAAAUGAUUAGCCAUAUGCACACCAAAUACACACGGAUGUAACAAAUAUAAAACACUACUAUAUUGUGUCUUUUGCAUAUUCAGUGUGCAGUGGAGUGCAGAGCAGUUUUCAUAGCACUCACACACACAUGUACAUACACAAAUACUGUAUAAAGAGUAUGUAUGCAUAUUCAGUAUAUAUUUACAUUAUAAACAGAAAUGUAAGGCGGGGAAAUUUAUUUAUUUUUUUAAAACAUUGUAUUUUCAUUGUA
Messenger RNA from Pangasianodon hypophthalmus (striped catfish), 6127 nucleotides. RefSeq names its product LIM homeobox 2b (gene lhx2b). Gene Ontology annotation, biological process: regulation of transcription by RNA polymerase II; neuron differentiation. The record is from RefSeq and is a predicted model, not a curated record. NCBI's taxonomy places the organism in Eukaryota, Metazoa, Chordata, Actinopteri, Siluriformes, Pangasiidae. The transcript has 5 exons. Gene Ontology annotation, cellular component: nucleus. Bases 737 to 1990 code for a protein of 417 amino acids. Gene Ontology annotation, molecular function: RNA polymerase II transcription regulatory region sequence-specific DNA binding; DNA-binding transcription factor activity, RNA polymerase II-specific.